This is a messenger RNA of Trypanosoma grayi, 948 nucleotides long. RefSeq lists its product as hypothetical. The transcript has a single exon. The record is from RefSeq and is a predicted model, not a curated record. Bases 1 to 948 code for a protein of 315 amino acids. Lineage: Eukaryota; Euglenozoa; Kinetoplastea; Trypanosomatida; Trypanosomatidae.
AUGCUUCGCCGGCCUCUUACUGCCUCCACGGCUGCCACCGCAGCAGGCGUCGGCGCGGCGCUUGCCCUGUCCGCAGCUCGCUCGUAUCGCAUAAUCCCGCACAUGUACAACGAGAUUGAGGAGCUCGCGGAGACACAGAAGGCGGGGCGCUGGCAGGUAUCGCACCGGAAUUGUCUGCAGCAGCCGCUCAAGAAGGCGGAGAUUAUGUGCGACAAGCUCAACUACCGGGAGAAGCGCCGCAGCGGCAAACUACCGGAGAAAUCAGUGGCGCGCAAGCUGAGCCAGACGUACGCCGUUGACGGGAAGGUGUAUGACAGCAAGUACAAGACAAAGCUGAUCAACAUCACAAUUGUCGGCUUCGACGGCCAUCCAUACCACUUCCGCCUGUAUCCGAUGCCAGACGUGACGCUCAAUACGCUGAUUGAUGGGUCUGGCAUGUGCCACGGCUUCGCACACUACUGGGGGAAGUGCAACAACCCCGACUGCUCCGACUGGCACCACGGCGAUGGCUGCCUCGUGAAUGUCGACAUUGAGACGCUUGAUCGUCUGCUGCCGCCGAACAGAUGGGAAUACACGUCACUCACGAAUUGGCGUUCCAUGGACCGCCCAGACAUUACAUACAACACGCGCUUCAGCUGCCAGAUACCCAUCACAGAGGAGCUUGAUGGGGGUUUGUUUGCGUUGAAGCAAUACUGGACGCGAGCGCUGCGUGAAUCCGUGUCCGACUGGGGCCUUGUCGACGACACAGGCACCAUCUUUGGCGCGCGCAGUAAGAAGAUUGAGCCGUGGGCGCCUAUCAUCGAGGAACCGACAAAGGUUGACUUCCCCAUCACACUUGACAUGCUGUGGGCACAAAGCUACCAGGAUAUCCUAAAGGCAAAAUACCCGAAGAUGAUGCGGAAGGACGGCUACCACACAAAGCCUGAGAUGUGGGCGGCGUACGUAUAA